GGGGGUAUUUUCUCAAGUGGGGCAAAUGGUCUCCAGCAGAUUCUCACUUCAUGCUCGGAAUCGCACGGACGUGUCGCGGAUGUCGGAAGGUGGAGCUCCUGUGAAUUGUUCUUGUGCGCCGCGCACAAAACCCCAAUAAUAGCCAAAUCGGGCAGCGCCUGCAGGCUUUUGUGUGAAUAAAACGGUUUGUGGCGACAUUUGUUCGAUUUUUAGGUGUCGCAAAUUAAAUUCGUUUGCAAAUACGAGGCACUUACGCACACAAACGCGAGCGCACGCACAAGUUGCUUUUGCAGCGCGGGAGAGCGAGAACCAACGGCCCAGCGAGCUGUUAAAUAAUUUUUAAAGUGUUUGUGUUUUUAACGUGUAAAACCCGAAAAAGUCUAUGCCUUUUGCAUAACAAAAACAAGCCGAGCAAAUAGAAUACAAGAGAAAAAGAGCAAUAAACACCCAUACACGUAAACAUAUACGUACAGAGAGAAACGGACGCCUACGUCAAUAAGCGAAAAACGGAAGGAUGCUGCUGAUGUCACCGCCGUUGCAGUAGCAACACCAAUCCCAGGAAGCCGAAGGAAAAUCAAGCCCUGCUGCUGCACCCACUCCUCCCCCCGAGAACAAGCCACACACAUGUUGCUGCCACAACUACGAUGCUCAGCGCUGCCAAUGCAACUGCAACAGCAACACAUGGAGCAGCAGCAGUCGCGAUUGCCGCAGCCGAGACUUAUGUCAUAACAAACAAACAGCAGCAACAGCAUCAGCAGCAGCAACAAGUAUUUGUUGUUGCCGCCAACAAAAUGGUGAUACCAGCAACGGGAGCAACGAUCGCCGGUAUACCAACAGCAACAACAACAGCAGCCGCCGAGUCAACAGCAACGCAGCAGCACCAGCAACACCAACAGCAGCAGCAGCAGCAACAUGUGCUGUUCCAGCCGCACCUACAGACAACAACCGCAACUGCAGCAACCUGCAGCACACCUCAGCAACAGCAACCACCUCAGCCGCGGCAGCAUCCCAAGAAGCGAAAGUUCGAUCCAGCCGAGCUGGACAAGACCGAGCAGCAUCCCCAGCAGCAGCAGCAAGUGAGUCUGCAGAAGCAGCAGAAACCCGCCGAUACAACUGGCAACGGCGAUGGCCUGGCCAACGGCAAUCAGCAGCAUCGCAUGAUCGUGAGUUGCGGUGCAGGCGCCGGCAACAACAGUAGCAACAGCAGCAGCAGUAGCAGCAACAACAGCAGUCACAGCAGCAGCGAUAUCAAGCAGCAGCAGCAGCAGCAACGUAUUAUCAUUGCAUCCCCGCAACAUGCCAGCGGUAGUACUUACAAGCAACAUGUUGCCAGCGGCAACAAUAGUCACGCAGCCACAAUCAAUCAUCAACAACGCACACACACGCCCACAACCGCCGUCUACUACCAACAGCAGCAGCAGCAGCAACAACAGCAACAACAACGUUUUAGCUUUAACUCAAACAAUCAGCAACAUGUACAGGAACAACACCAGCAGCAGCAGCAACAGCAGCAAUCCCUGCUCGAUCUCAGCGAGUGGAACAACACGCGUGUCCUAGCCAAAAUCCAGAAUAACUAUGCACCCGGGAUAAUACGCCACGCCCAGGAGGCGUCUCCCGACUCAAUACUCGUGGAAUUCGAUUCCACCGACUUGGGAUUACUGCUAUAUACGGAUGUGUUGCACCAGGGUCGUAACCAUGUGAUACUCGAUGCCAGCCCGCCCAUGGCGGAUAUUACGUUGGAUGCCCGUGUCUGCGUGCGCCAGCGGGUGGAAGGUCGUGGCUCCGGAAGCUUCGUCUACGUAGAGGGCAUCAUUACGGACAUCAACCAGGCCACGAAGCAAUACAGCGUGCAACUGAUCGGCGAUGAAAUGGCCACCACCAAGGUUGUGCGCCGUGCCGAUCUACGACUCCUGCAGCCGCCUUGGUGGGACGAGCUCAACGAACUGACACCCUCGGGAGGAGCAAGUGCUUCAGCAUCCAGUGCCAAGCGAAAGGUGUCGGCAGCGGGAGCAGGAGCAGCAGCUUGCGAGGCAAUGGCCGUGCCCAGUGGCAAUAUCGUUUACCCGAAGGCGGCCACCGGCGCGCCAUUGACCUUCGUGGCCACGCGCUCCGAUGGCAAGCUGCCGACGGCACCACCCACGUCCUCCCACCAGCAGGCGCAGCAGCAACUGGUGAAACAAGAAGAGUAUUAUCGGACGACGGCCACGUCGCCUUUCCAGACGCGACCCCCACUCGCCGGCCCCUCCCACGGAUCGGAGCAAGUGGUCCAGGCGACGCAGUCGCAUCCGCAGCAGUACAACGGCCUGGCGGACAUCGUGAUCUCCCCGUGCAGCAAUGGGCAGCACCUCAAGAUGCAGCAGCAGCAACAGCAGCAGUCGUCGCGGGGCUACGACGACUACGACUCGGACGAUGAACUCAAAAGGGUCGGCAUCGGAUACUCGCCAGCGGCCGGCGACCUGGACACGGAGAAGAUGAGCGCCUGCAGCAAGCGGAGCAGCAUGCAGAGCCGCGGCAGCACGUCCAGUCUUCUCGACCAGAGGCUCACACCCCGAUCUCAUCCAGCAACACCAAGUGCCAUCCACAGAUCUCAGGCUACUACGCCGCACCGCUUCAAGAAGGGAGACAUCGUGGAGUCGGAGUCCGGCGUGCGGAAGAAGUACAACGGGAAGCAGUGGCGCCGCCUGUGCAUGCUCUGCACCAAGGAAUCUCAGCGGCGCGGCUACUGCUCACGGCACCUCAACCAGAAGGGCAACACCAGUGCCCUGCCCUCGUCCACGGGACCGGGUCGUCUGCUCAGUGACAGUCGAUCGAGCAGUAAGACGCAGAUCGAUGAGGACACCUCUCGCGACUCGGAGACGUCGCCCAACUAUCGGGUCAAAGGUCGCUACGAUCAGGAGGAGACCGAUGCGGCCGUCAUGCUGGUAUCUCUGAGCAGCUCCCGAUCUGCCACGCCCUCCUACACCUCACCUGUUAACCACGCCGGAGCUUCUCCUCUGAAUGCCAUUGCCCACUCGCCGGUGAAUGUGUCCGCCACUCAUAGGCAGAACUUUUUCACACCCAUUGCCAACCAGUCGCAGCAGCAACAACAGCAACAGCAGCAACAGCCUGUGGCCGUACCGCUCGACUCCAAGUGGAAAACAACACCCAGUCCGGUGCUCUACAAUGCCAAUAACACCAGCAGCAGCAGCAAUAACAACAACACCAGCAGCAGCAACAACAACAACAACAAAAUCUGGGAGGUGGGCAGCAAUGGCAACACUCAUGUUGCAGCUUCGGCAGCAGCAACAUCAACAGUUGGCGCUCAACCACUGCCGCCGCAAACGACACCCGUUUCGCUGGUGAUGCACGCCCCACCGCCGCAGCAGCACCCACUGCAGCAGCAGCACCACCAUCACCAACCGCCUCCACCGCCACCUGCCAGUUUGCCAGCGCCAUCGGCACCACCCACCAGCGGCAGCAGCAGCAGCCACAACAGCGUGGGUCAUGCCACCAGCGUUAUACGCAUUUCGAGCAGCCAGCAGCAACAUCAGCAGCACCAGCAGCAGCCACAUCCUCAUGUGGUGGUGAGCGGCGGACAGACUUUUCAUCCCGUAAUCGUGGACGCCACUCAGCUAUCAGUGCCGCUGCCACCCACAACGGUUUCAUUUCAUCAGCCCAACACGCCCACCUCAACAGCGGCAUCAGUGGCUUCAAUGAGCCAGGACAAGAUGCUGGCAAAAAACGGCUACAAUACGCCCUGGUUCAAGCUGUUGCCGCAUAUGACGCCUAUGAGCAAGGCGUCGCCAGCUCCGGUCACUCCGACCCUUACCACAUCGGCAAGCAGUUACAACGUGGUGAUGAUGCAACAGCAGCAGCAACAUCAGCAGCUUCAACAACAGCAGCAACUGCAGCAGCAGCAACAGUCGCCACCCCAGAUGCCGCUGAACCACAACAACAACCAUCUGAUUGUGCCCGCCCCACUAAGCUCGCCGGGCAAGCCACUCAACUGCUCAAUGAACGAUGCCAAGGUGGCGGCGGCAGCAGCAGCGGCCGCAGUUGCCAGCCAGAGGCAACAGCAGCAGCAGGAGGAGCCGGACGAUCAGCUGGACGAUGAUGUGUUUGAGACCACGACGCCCGGGAUCAGCGCCAACAAUAAGAAACAAACUGCGGCUAUGCGGCUGCCCACCCACAACAGCAACAUACGAAAGCUGGAGGAAUGCCAUGAUGAUGGAGCUGCAGGUGCACCGGCCACAUCGGCUGCCAAGCGGAGGAGUCAAUCGUUGAGCGCCCUGCAGCAACAGCAGCAGCAGCAGCAACACCAGGCCGGAGCGGCAGGAACAGCAGCUGGGCAACCGGCGAACAAGAAAAUCCGAAGACCCAUGAAUGCUUUUAUGAUCUUCUCAAAGAAACAUCGGAAAAUGGUGCACAAGAAGCAUCCGAAUCAGGACAACCGUACGGUCAGCAAGAUUCUGGGCGAGUGGUGGUACGCCCUGAAGCCAGAGCAGAAGGCUCAGUACCACGAGCUGGCCAGCUCUGUUAAGGAUGCACACUUCAAGCUGCAUCCGGAAUGGAAGUGGUGCUCCAAAGAUCGCCGCAAGUCAUCCACCUCGACAGCUACGCCGGGUGGAAAGGCGGGCGGAGCGGCCGGAACAGGUGACGCUAAGCAGCGCCUGGUCUCGGUGGAUGGCUCCGAUUCCUUGGAGCACGAUAUGUGUCCCUCAACGCCAGGAGGCAGCGGCAGCUGCGGUGGUCAGGGCAUAUCCUCCGAUUUGCAGGGCGAUAUAAUACCGCUGACGAUUGACAACUAUAAUAGCACCUGUGAUGAGGCCCCAACUACGAUCUCGAUGAAGGGCAACGGAAACGGAAAGCUGAUGAAGAACGAGUUGCCAUCGGACGAGGAUGAGCAGAUGCUGGUGGUGGAGGAGGAGCAGCAACAGCAGCCCGUGAAGAAGAUUGACCUGCACUGCCGCGAGCGGGUGAAUGACUCGGACAUGGACGACACACCCUUUGACUACCGCAAGCAGCAGCCAGAGGCCAAUCAGCGUUCGGCAGAGGAGCACAAUACAUCUGGUGCGAAUGGCCAGGCCAUAAACGCACCGCCGCUCAGCGGAGGAGAGCGCGAGAUCACACUCAAACCGAAGGCUAUCAAAGCACAUCCGGUGCUGGAGAGCAACAUGCUGCCAUACACGCAGAUGUCCAUCUACACGCAGUACACUAGUCCCAAGAACCCAAUCGGUGUAACACCAUUCCAACCCACAGGCGGCGCCUUCAAAUCAAUGCCCAUCAGCCCCAAGGGCAGCGGUGGCAAGCCGGAGGACGCUGGCUCCCUGCAGGCACACAUCAAGCAGGAGGACAUCAAACAGGAACCGCCAUCGCCAUACAAGCUGAACAAUGGUUCGGGAUCCGCCGCCGGAGGUGGCGUGGUUAGUGCUCCGCCGCAGAAUAGUGGUAGCGUCGGUGCCAUCUUCAACUUCAAUGUGCCAACGGCGACGGCUUUGAGUCAGAAGCAGUUUCACUACCCGAUGCAUCAUCCCCAUCGCAGUCCCACGGAUCUUAGAGAAGGCGCCGAACUGAGCGGCAGCCAUAAGGGAACAGGACGAGCGGCUAUCCUUUACGACGCUUUGGUCCUAGACACGUUGCAUGGCCAGGAUGAAGAGGAGGAGGAAGAUGAAGGGGACGGCGAAAGACACGAAAAUCCAAAGGUAGCGGGCAAGGAGCAGGUUACCACAUCCCAACCGGCGACCAUGCUGCUGAUCACCGAUGUCAACGCGUACAAUCAGCAGCACGUUGCUGGCAACACAGCAACACCCGUGUCGGGAGCGACUACCCUUCGACCAGUCUCCUUCAUCAGUAUUAAUGCCUGUAACAAGAUCACAUUGCCAGCCAAUGCUCGUAUCCUGACAGCGGCCACGGCAACCUCCACGGCAGCUGGAGCAGCGGUUACUAGUCAAGCAGGAGCAACUCUUACCGUGAUGACAAAGGCGUCGGCGGCAACAAAUCAUAGUAGUAGUAAUGCCAGCGAUAUAACCAUCACAGCAGCAUCAGCUGCUCCUGUGCCCACCAGUGGCUCCAGCAUUGUCAUGAUAAACUCAACCACAAUCCCUUCUUCAUCAUCCAAUUCCACAUCUUGUUCCGCAGCUGCCCACCAGGCGUGUGUGCCAUCGUCGCCCGCGGGCAUGGGAUUGGGGCAUGCGGCCAACAUUGCCACACCUCCAGCAUCGGCGCCUGCUCAGAUCAUGGGAGGCGGUCCAGCCAGUCAGAAGAUGUUCUUCGCCAUGGGUCAUCCGUAUACGUUGCUGCAGCGCUCCCACCAACCAGGCACUCCCAGCCUGGAGCACUUGCAGCUGGACGCCUUCGCGCCAGGAGGUUACACCUUGAGGAACCACAACGGCCUGUCUUCCCUGCCGCCGCCCGUGAGUGCGCAACCCACGAUGCUGCUGCACGGAUACCCGCCCAGCCAUAGUGCCGAACCACCGGCUAGAUCGCCCUCGUACAAAUCGAUGCCAUCUACCCCAAAGUCGGCCACAUAUCUCAUGAGUGCGCCACCGGAGCGAGGCAUGGAUGGAGGAAUGAGUGGAUGUGCAUCAGCAGCAGCAAGCGGUGGCGAUGAGAGCGACAUAGACGCGGAUGGUCAGCAGUUUAUUUUGGCACCCACACCUGCGCAGUUGGGUCGAGCUCCACUGCAGAGGCGGAAGAAUCUAUCUCAAAGCAAGUCAGAGAGCAAUGUGUCCUUUGGGGGUAAUCUGGGGGCCAGCAAUGGACAGCACAUUAGUCGCAAGCUGCACUCACCCACAAUGAUGGAAUCCUCAUCGCCCAUCAUAGGCCACGUGAACAGCAGCAACCUUAGCUCGGCUCUGCCCACGCCCACGUCCUCGACGACGACACCAAACAGUGAUGAGCAACUGCCACUGACGCCGACAACCAGCAGCAGCAACAGUAACAUAAAUCAGCAGCCCAAGUCACCGAUGAAAAGUGCUCCAGGAUCAACGGCAGCGGCCCUAAAAAAGAAGAACGAUGAGAUGAAUAACAGUGUGCUCAAGCAGGUAGAUUUCGAGAAGAAGUACAAGGCCCUGCCGCAGUUCCAGCCUGAGGAUUGCCAGUCGCCCAGUGCCAUUGCUGUGCCCUCAUCACCACGCGUCUACGGCACGAAUUACCGCAAGAAGAACACGGCUCCACCGCCAGUUCAGAAGCUAAUGUGCGAGGAUGACUCCAUUGACGAACCAGCAUCGGCACCGCCUACGACCACGCAGCGAUUCUUUGGUCCGGACUUCAACAACGAGCUAAAGGACGAACGCCUUGCAGAACUGGAGAGCUCUGACCAAACGGGCCGCUCACCGAGGACACCAAAGACACCGCUACAAAGCGCUCGGUCCGAUGCCAGUGAGAAAGGACACCGCAAGGUCCUGGAGACGCGUCGCAGCCUGGUCCUGCAGUUGUUUGCCGAGCACGGUAACUUUCCCACUGCCCAGGCCACCAUGGCCUUUCAGUCUAAGCACAGCGAUGUCUUUCCGCGCAAGCAAGAUCUGCAGCUGAAGAUUCGGGAGGUGCGCCAGAAGCUGCUGGGCCAAGCAUCUUGCACUCCACACUCGGCGGGCCCCAACACGCCGUCUGACUCCAACUCGUCGUCGACCACAUUGAGUGCCAGUAGCACCAGCUUGAAUAUGCAGGCCACCAGUGCGGCAGGUGGCCACCAGCAACAGCACUCUGAGCAGCAGCCCCAUUCCGCCACCAAAGCCACUGAAUCUGAUGCCAAGUACAAGUAAUGGGGCGUGGACAAGGACGAGGAGUUCGGCGGGGACAGGACAGGACAACAGAUUGUUUGCUGCAAGUGACAAAAUUACUUAAGCAUAGUAAACGAAUCGACAACAACAAUUGCAGCAACGCAGACUCACAAAACGAAACGGAUAUGCAACAAAGCUCACACUUAGCAAACGCUCAUGCAUCAGAUGCGUGGUUAACUAGUUUUUAUUAUUAACUGCUAAUAGCGAGGAAGCAACAUACAGAAAAUAGAGAAAAUUACAAAUUUUUAAUUACAAUAGGCAUACGAAAUAUGUACCAAGCAACGUAAUUUGUGAGUCGAGUGGAGAAACUGAUUACAAAUGAAUUUAUUAAGCAGCUUAAUAAAUCGGGAGAGGUAGAAAUUUUGAUGAAAAUUUGAACUUUUGAAGCACAUAUGAAGUACAUACAUACAUACAUAGAAAACAUACAUAAUCGAAACAUUGUAUAAUCCCCGCGUAAAGGCUUAGGUUUUAAUUUACAGGCAAAACUGCAACCAACAAAUUGGAAGAGCAAAGAAAGAACUACGGAAAUAGAAGUUAAGCUUUAACUUAAAUUGCACAUUAAUUUUGAAGUGUAUCAAGCACAAGCAAAGAAUUGUAUAAAUCAAACAGUAAGAAACUUGAAAUAAACACUGUAGUUGUAUUGUAUAUUUAGUCAUAACAUUUUUAACGAGAACAAAUCCCCACAAAACCCCCAAACUAACACCCAAUCGCACACAUCCAAGCGCUUUUAAACUGUUUGCUUUUGUUCUCAAAGUUUAUGCAACACGCGAACCUUUUUAAAUUGUAUGUACAUUUCCUUGAAUUGGCUUUUUACACUGUUGUCUAAUUGAAUUAUAAUUUAUAUAUAUAUUUUUAUUUUAGUCUAGCCUGUUUUUAAAUUGUACACAUACCGAAAAAUAAACUCUAAAAAGAAAAUAAUUCAAAAAACUUAUUACCGACGAUUGAAAGAAUACAAACAAGAGAGAGAAUGAGAGAACUAACUGUCUUCCACUGUUGCUGCAAUAUACUAUUUAAUAUUGUUUACCAUUUCGGUUCGAUUAAAUUUAAUUGUAAAUUAAUGUUUUAAGUAUGGACUGCAUUUUAUUCAUAUGCAAAAUUCUGUUCUUUGUGAGUUGUUUAUUAUUAAAUGUUGUCGCUGAUUUAUGUGUUUAAAUAAUUUUAGUUUAAGAACUUUGUCAAAACUUUCUUCCAAUAUUUUCAGUCUCACUUUUAUGUGUUUUCUUUUCCGAAGAAGCAACAGUUACAAGAAUUUCGAAAAAUAAAAAAUAAAUCAUAUACACUCAAAGUACACAGAAAUAAUCUAGAAACGCAAAAAGUUAUAGUAUAAAUAAACACCUUAUAGUUAUUACAAUCAUUUAAAAUAUGCAAUAAAUAAAAUCAUCAAAAACAACACGUGAAUUAAUAUGAAUGUCGUUCAUUCAAGCUGGACGCUGCAAUAAAAAAAGAAAUUAGCCAGAAAGAUACAAAAUCAACAAAUUUAUAAAAUUUAAAAUCAACUCACGUAGUCGUUUAUAUUUUUUUUAGUUUCGUGUUUAAUAAUAAUUUAAUUAUAGUUUCUUUAUGACGAUAAUUUUUAAAUACCUAUUAGUUAUGUGUAUUAAUUAGUGAACAAACGAAAUUUUAUAUGAUAAAAAGCGAAUGGCCGUAAACUGUAGCGUGUUAAUGUUAAAAAAUACAAAUAAAAACAAAAAUAAAACCAAGUUUAUAAGCAUAUUUGAGCCAACGUGUGAACUUAAUUGUAGUAGAGCACACUGAAGUUUUACUUUCGUUUUCACAAACUCCUCCUGAACUUCUCCCCUCAGCAAGCAAACUUGUGCCAAUGACAAAGCUAAAUACUACAACCAUACUUAAAUAUUGAACCCUCCCUCAUGAAGCUAAGUAAAAAUGUUUGUCAAUUAGGUCAAGUUAGAGCAAAACACAAGCUUUUCGACCUUAUCAAGUUCGAAAACGUAUGAAAAAUGUAUAACUGAUACAACAACGAACAUUUUUGGCAACCAGCAUUUCGGACUAAGGAAAUUAAUGACAGGAAUUACUGAAAAACCUUUGGCAAUUACAAGAAAGAGAACAAAAAUGGAACAAACUCAGUCAGCAAAAAAAAAAAACACAACAAAAAAGGCGUUUCGGAUACAAAAUUCUAAAAUUCAGGUAUUACAAAGAAAACAAAAAUACAGAUAGUGUUGUAUAAUGUUAAAAACAAUUUUUGAACAAAGUAAAAAUGAAAGAUGAACUAUUUAGCUAUUUAUACAAACGAGGCAAGUGGGUAAACUUUGCGAGUACGUGUAAAAUUUAUAAGGUGCUUUUAUAACAAAAUAUUUGGUAGAGAAGCGAAGGACCUCCUCCCCCACAUUAAUAUAUAUAUAAAUAUACAUCUAUUUUUCUCGAAGUGCAACCACUGUAUUUUAAAAUGCUUUUAAACGAUGGUGAUUUAGAAACAAAGCCCAAAAAGGGCUAAAACACUUGUAAUUCAGUUGUGAGCGAUUCGCACAGUUUGGCGAUAAUGGAGAGUGUGUUUUUUAUAGUUUUUAAUCGAGGAGGGCAUUUCCAGCCGUAUCUGAACCCUCCUCAAAACAUAGAGCUAAAUAUAUAUCGAAAUACAUCGGAUUGAUGGCAUCAUUAGUGGCAAUCGAGGUUACACACUGUUGUUUGCGGUUUGUUUAGUUAAUUGUUAAAAGGUAAACGGAAACCAAGAGAUAUUCUUAAAACGCGACUUUUGAGUUUUGUAGUGAAUUUACCGACUUAUCAUUUGCAAUUGACUUUUGAAGGCUUUGUAAAAUAUAAACAAAAGAAUGCAUAUAUAUAUACAACUUAUUUGUGAAGUUAACUAAUAAGCCAGUUAAUGUGAAACAUAUUUUGUAAGCCACGAAACACUUAAGACAAAUUACGAAUAUUAAAAUAACAUACAAGAUACAAAUACGAACAUAAACAGGAUAGCUUAAAAACAACCAAUAUUUAAGCACUGAACCGUGCAAAUCUCAUCCGAUCGUUAAGAACACGUCUAAGACAGGGCUUUCAGACUCAAGAAUUUAAUUAGUAGGAUCCAUCUUAGGAGAAGGGAGUGCGGGGCCCUGCACCUCGAAGACGAACGGUCAUCACCAACAAUCCACACACACACACACUCAAAACACACUCAUAUAUAUGUAUAAAUAAUAUAUACGACGAUUAAUUUAUUGAAUAAAAGAGAAAUAAACAUUCAUAA
Messenger RNA from Drosophila simulans, 10956 nucleotides. RefSeq names its product putative transcription factor capicua (gene cic). Gene Ontology annotation, cellular component: nucleus. NCBI's taxonomy places the organism in Eukaryota, Metazoa, Arthropoda, Insecta, Diptera, Drosophilidae. The record is from RefSeq and is a predicted model, not a curated record. Gene Ontology annotation, biological process: regulation of transcription by RNA polymerase II. Bases 645 to 7742 code for a protein of 2365 amino acids. Gene Ontology annotation, molecular function: DNA-binding transcription factor activity, RNA polymerase II-specific; RNA polymerase II transcription regulatory region sequence-specific DNA binding. The transcript has 19 exons.